This is a messenger RNA of Carassius auratus (goldfish), 870 nucleotides long. It is a transcript of the gene commd5, whose product is annotated as COMM domain containing 5. NCBI's taxonomy places the organism in Eukaryota, Metazoa, Chordata, Actinopteri, Cypriniformes, Cyprinidae. The transcript has 7 exons. Gene Ontology annotation, cellular component: nucleus. The record is from RefSeq and is a predicted model, not a curated record. The coding region runs from base 54 to 671 and encodes 205 amino acids.
GCGCUGGCGUCAGCUGAUGAGGAAGAGGAGGAGGAGACGAAGAUCAGCGGAAGAUGGCGGACUCGGUGAGUUUGUUCGGAGGAAGAGCUCCAGCUGAAGUGCAGCAGCUGCAGAAGCAUCUGAGGACUCUGGACAGAGACACCUUCACACAGAUGCUGAGCGCGGUGCUGAAGGCUGUGGAUGGUCUGGACUGCCGUGAGUCUCUGAGACUGAUCUCGGAGAGUGGCUUGGUCUCGGAGGAAAGCUUUAACCACGUCGUGGCUGGACUGUACACACUUCUCAAAGAAGCUCUGUGUCUGCCAUCUCUAAAACAAGAGGUGUUUAAUGAGGAUCUCCGAGCGCUUCGGAUUUCUGAGGAGUUCAUCACAGACGUGUCCAGUGCUGUGUUUGGAAACAGACAGAGCUCCAUCCACAUCACCGACACACACCGAGGCCCGACUCUGGCAAAGAUACAGGACUUUAAAUGGAGAGUUGAUGUUGCCAUCUCCACAAGCUCGCUGUCUCGAGCUCUGCAGCCCUCCAUUCUGAUGCAGAUGAAGCUGUCUGACGGACGUUUGCAUCGAUUCGAGGUUCCAGUCGUCAAGUUCCAGGAACUGCGUUACAAUGUUUCUCUGAUUUUGAAGGAAAUGAAUGAUAUAGAGAAGAGGAGUAUUCUCAAAAUACAAGACUGAUGGAUCAUGCUAUCAUAUUCUUCGGAUCUUUUAUUUGAUUUACACUUUUCUAAUAUUUAGUAAAUUGUAUUAAUUGUACUGAACUAAUUUUUAUGAACCAUUUGUUUCUUUCAGCCAAGCUUAACUGUGUAAAACUGUAUCUUGUUUGUCAGGGUUUUGUUCCACAUUCUGUAAAAAUAAAUGUCUGGUGUUUUCUGAA